UGGGGUCUACAACUACAAAAGCGCAAUCUUCCCUGUGCUUCAACCUCGAUCUUGUGACAACAAAGGAGCAACUGGUCAGCUGACCUGAGUGACCUUGAUGGGACAUAUGGUUGUAAAAGGUCGGAGAGAUAGCCGGCCAGGACAGCUGAGUUCAUUUACCCUUGGAUCACUGAGGGUGAACCAUUCCAAAACACGCAACACAUCUAGGUACUGUGAAGCCAACAUGACCAGCGGGUGCUGUGUAUUUGUCCUGUUUUCCCUCCUCCGUGUCUCGCUGAGUGUGGAAAUAACAGGGUUAUAUGGCAGCUUCACCUCGCCCAACUUCCCCCAGCCAUACCCCGACAACCAGCUCAUAGUGUGGAACAUCACUGUCCCAGAUGGCCACAGGGUCAAACUUUACUUCAGCCACUUCAGCAUGGAACCCUCUAACCAGUGUGAAUACGACUACAUGCAGGUUUUGGCAGAGGGGAAUGAAACCUUGCGGUUCUGCGGAGAGGAAGAGAAGAACUAUGAAAGCACCCCGAGGAACACCAUCAUCCUUUCAGCCGGGCGCCUCAUGUCAGUGGUCUUUAGGAGUGACUACUCUAACGAGGGCCGAUUCACAGGCUUCCGAGCGUUUUACACCUCAGAAGAUAUCAACGAGUGUCUGUCCAAGAUAGAUGGGGAGAGAGUGUGUGAUCAUUUCUGCCACAAUUACAUCGGCGGAUAUUACUGCACGUGUAAACAAGGAUACCUUCUCCAUGACAACAAAAGAUCCUGCACAGUGCCGUGCCAAAGGCAGGUGUUGACCUCACUGUCGGGGUUUCUGUCCAGUGAGGCCUACCCAAGCCCCUACCCACCCAUGAGUCAGUGUGACCACACCAUCCGUCUGCCGGAGGGCUACAGAAUAAUUUUGGACUUCCUGGAGCCCUUUGACAUUGAGGGACACUCAGAUGUCCCUUGUCCGUAUGAUAUGUUGAAGAUUACCACAGCUGGACAAGAGUAUGGACCCUUUUGUGGAUCAACGCCACCGGGUCGCUUUGACACAGGAAGUUACCAAGUGCAUGUUGCGUUCAGAUCGGACCUUAGUGGGAAAAACAAGGGAUGGAAGAUCAAGUAUAGCAGUAUCAAGACUGCAUCCUAAUGGCUUGUUGACAUGAACGCUGUGCAUGCACUUAUACGCUAUCUGAACAUUUUACAGUGACUUUUACAUUGUGGCAACUUAACACAACCUUAAUGUUUGUGAUGAAGCAUUAUCCUUAUGAUACUCUCCAAAUGAAAACAUUUGUUAUUGCUUGCAUCUAAUUUCUAAUUGUUUUAUUUCUUCACUUGGUGCGAUGCUGCUAUAAUUUCACCAGCACAAUUUUCUUUUAACCACUUUUGUUUCAUUGUUACUUGCGAAUAA
Messenger RNA from Cottoperca gobio, 1384 nucleotides. It is a transcript of the gene masp2, whose product is annotated as MBL associated serine protease 2. The transcript has 7 exons. Lineage: Eukaryota; Metazoa; Chordata; Actinopteri; Perciformes; Bovichtidae. The coding region runs from base 98 to 1123 and encodes 341 amino acids. Gene Ontology annotation, molecular function: serine-type endopeptidase activity; calcium ion binding. The record is from RefSeq and is a predicted model, not a curated record.